AUGUUGUACCAGCCGGGGACCGACAUAGGUCUCGCUCGACUCCGUACUACCCUGUACCAUAGCAUACCAUACUCCCCACUCCAUCAUAAUCAUAACAUCGGCCCUAGCAGCAAUCAACAAAACAGGAAGGAAUUAUUGGUGGUGCAGACGAGUAUAAUGGCUGUGGGUUGCUUCAAUCAACCAUCGAUGCUACCUGGAGAGGAUAAGAUCUCUCUUUGGGGUUCUGGUAAUCCACCAUCACCACCGAAUAGUUCCAGUCUAUUUCACUCUUGCUGGUCUCCCAUUCCUAAUGCAUCUGAAUCUUUGCCGUCACCCUGGCAUUCCGUUUACAAUUGGAUCAAUGGCGCAGGACAGGCAAGUCUUACCUCUGCAUUUUUCCAAAUGGAUGGUACAAAUAGUGGUCGUACAGAAAGUUUGCAUUCAGAAUCAGAUCCACAGGCUUCUCCAGUACAAUCACAAAAAUCACCCACAUGCUUCUAUUAUGCAAAUAUCUGGAGGAAAUCAACGGAGGAACCUUAUCAAACAACUGAAACAAUUCCCACAUUUUCAUGCCCUCCUCAACCAACUUCCUCAUCUUCAUCAUUUAUAUUAGAACAGAAUGUACCUCGAACAGUACCGUGUGCUCCACCACCACCACCACAACCGCAACCAUAUCUUAGUAGUGGUGGUGUGAUACCAUCAUUAGGACAAACUGUGCCUUUUUUUAGCGGCGAGAAGGAAUAUGAUCUUGUUCAGGAAUUGCUGAAGCUGAACAUCCAAGGUUGUAUUGGAUCAGGAUCCGGAGUCGGCACACUAAGUCAGAAUUCACCAGAUACUGCAGCACUACAUACAAGGUUACAUGAUGUUAAAUCGGACAAAGGAUCACUUCCAGCGAAAGCUCUUGCGAAAUUCCACGCUGUAUGCGAUAUAGGUACCAAGCAGCAUACGCCCAAUGUAGUACCGCUUGAACAGGAAUCGAGUCAAUUACAUCCCCAUCAUCAACAGCAAUUAGAUUUACUAAAUUGUUGGUCACCAACGACACCCUUACGUCAAGUAUCUACUGUGAUGCCUCGUCCCGUAGUUGGCCAGAAUGCGGUGAUGAAGAGAGGAUUACCGAUAAGAGAGGAUGGAGAGCUGGGUCCUGUUGUGGCGGAAAUGUUACGACAACAGGCCUUAUACGAGCAUUUAUGUGGUGUUUAUUUAUCUGGACAGUUACCAGUACCACCCGUCUUUAAGCUAUACACUCCACCGCUAAGGUCAUAUCAUCGCGGUUCAACGUCUGCGCUGGAAUUGCAUUUACGUUUGGAAGAAUGUACCGAGCAGUAUCGUCAAUUGGAAAAAGAACGUAAAAAGACGGAAGCGGAAUUGGCCCGACAUAACCUAGGUAAAAAGAUAUCCUCAACCAACAAUAUGCCAAUUCCUCGUCUCGUCCAAGUGCCCUCCAGAAUCGAUCGUCUGAUUGUCGAUUUCUUCAGGGAACAUGCACGCGUUGUAACAUUAUUGACAAAAAUGGAGCAGCUUCGAGAAGCACCGCUACCACUUGCAGUUCACGUUGCAUUACGUGAAUUGCACGAUGCAAUUAAAAUAUUACAGCAAUGUCGAAUUAAUGAAAGGCAUGCCAUAUUGCAGCAUCUUCGUGGUGAAAUGAUUCGAUUCAAUGAAGAUUUAGAAACAAAUACGUUAACGACAGCUCUGACAAACAUAUGCAGAGCAGUGGUCAGAGCUCGAGCAGCAAAUUGGUGUUCCCUGAUGUGGACUAUUGGUGUGGACGCAGAUAGCGAGCAGUAUAUCGAUCGAAUUCUUAGUGCUGACUUCCAGAUAGCGCCUCCGGAAAUCAAGCAUCGUCCUGUUUAA
This is a messenger RNA of Cercopithifilaria johnstoni, 1833 nucleotides long. Lineage: Eukaryota; Metazoa; Nematoda; Chromadorea; Rhabditida; Onchocercidae. The record is from the annotation of a GenBank genome assembly.